Messenger RNA from Rubroshorea leprosula, 3357 nucleotides. NCBI's taxonomy places the organism in Eukaryota, Viridiplantae, Streptophyta, Magnoliopsida, Malvales, Dipterocarpaceae. The record is from the annotation of a GenBank genome assembly.
CUUCUUCCUCAAUCCUAAAUUUUCUACCUCUUUUGUCUCUCAUCCUCCCAGCAAGAAAACCCACAUGAAAAUGACACCUCUUUUAACAAAACCCAUAUCUUAAUUUUUGUUCUUGAGCUUUUCUGACAAAAUCUAUGAAAAUUGGGAGAGAAUUAGAGAGAAAGGAGGCAGAAAUGAGUGAAUGCACGCCAACGGACACUCAUCGGUCCGAUCUAGACCAAGGCCAGCUAACGAAGAGCCAGAGGACCGAUCUGGACCAUGCUCGCUAGCUGUUUGGCUAGCCAUAUGUCCAAAUCUGGGCUAUAUGGCUCUCUAAACAUGUGAGGGGAAUAAGGAAGAAGGGAGGGGAAGAAGGAGAGGGAAGAAAAGAAGUCCCAACUAGGGAUUUUGAAAUUUUUUUAGAAAUUUUGUUGGAGGGAUCGAGAUGCACUGCUGUAAUCUGAAUCUAAGAAGGUUUGGACCGACUGAUUUCAAGGAAAAAGGAUGGUUGUGGUUGAACUAGAUUCAAUGUGCUACCAUAAAUUUGUUGACUAAAGUCUGGACAAGCUUUGGCAAAACAAUUAAAAUACUAGUAUAACAGAAUAAAGAUGGGGCCCUCCACUGCUGAAAGUAUGAAGAAGCUAUGGGAUACGUGGAAUGUGAGAGUACUGAUUAUCAUAAGCCUUCUGGUGCAGUCUUUCCUUAUUCUGUUUGCACCAUUAAGGAGGCAAAGAGGUGCGAUAUGGGUGGUCAAGAUGUCAAUCUGGUCAGCAUACUUGCUUGCAGACUGGCUUGCUACAUUUACAAUUGGACUCAUGUUGCGAGCUGAAAGAAGUGAAAUCUUGGCCCUUUGGGCACCAUUUCUUUUGUUGCAUCUUGGUGGCCCUGACACUAUUACUUCCUUCUCUCUAGGGGAUAAUGACUUCUGGAUUAGACACUUGAUUGGGCUUAUGUUACAAGUUAAUUCGACGGUGUAUGUUUUCUUUCAGUCACUCCCAGAGAACAAGCUUUGGCUCCCAACCUUCCUAAUGUUAACUGCAGGAAUAAUCAAAUAUGCAGAGCGCACCUGGGCAUUUUAUCUCGCAAGCUUUGACCAAUUUGGGAAUAAUUGGGAAUCUCCCUCAGGAUCACUCCCUGUCCCAAUUUUAAUGCCUGGAUCACUCUUUGUGCCAAUGUUAAUGCCUCCCAUUCCACCAAUUCCAGUACAGUUUGUCCAAGGUCUAAAAAAGCCCUCUAUAUUUGGAAGAAGUUCAGAGUUGGUGAGAAAAGAUAUCAUUUCAGAGGCAGCAAGACGGGUUGGUGCUAUCAAGAACCUACUUGUAGGUCCUCCCAUGAGUUCAAUGCAAAAAUUGUCUCUUCAUAAUGCAACACAUCAGAAAGAUUCACAUGAGAUGCUCCGAAUCAUAGAGAUCCAUUUAAGCCUCUUGUAUGAUCUUCUUCAUACCAAGUUGCCUGUGGUUGAUUCCAAGAUUGGUUAUGUUUGCCGCACUGUUAACCUUGGUUGCAUCUUGGGAGCCUUAGUGUCAUUCCCAUUAUUACUUAGGAAGCACCACCAUAAGUUGUUGAAGUUUGACAUUUGGCUGACCUAUGUGUUGCUGAUCGGGGCUUUGGCAUUGGAUUUGAUAUCCAUCUUGUUACUUAUUUUCUCUGAUUGGAUUAUUAUUGCUCAUUUCAGGAAAGAAGACUCUAAUGAAUUUAUCAACAGGCGCAGGUGGUCUAACUCAAUUCCUCAGUUAAAUAUUUUAGCUUGUUGUUUCAAGAGUAAGGAUGGAGAUUAUUCAAACAAAUUGAUUGAUUUUCUUGGCUUAAAUAGUUUUUUUGAAAACAUAAGAAGAUUAAUCCAGUGUGUGUCCUCCAAAGAUUUUGUAGAAGACGAAGCAUGGAACUUCAUUUUUUCAACAGUAAAAGAAAAGUAUGAUGCAGGCAACGGAGUGUUUCAUCCUGGAGUUCUGCAUGGAGAUACUCAUGAUACCAACUUUGCUUGGAGCCUAGACAAGUUUGAAUACAUGGAAAGCCUCCUGAUCUGGCACAUAGCCACUGAAAUAUGCUACCGAAUAGGAGGUCCAGAUAACAGCCCCAGUACCUCUACCUCUACAUCAAGGAGUUUAGGUCACCGGAAAAUAUGCAAGUUGCUUUCAGAUUAUAUGUUUUACCUUCUGGUGAUGGAGCCUACUACAGUAGCUGCCUCGUCUAACAAUUUGAAGAUGGUAUUUGAGGGUGAAAAAUUAGAUAAAACCUGGAGGUGGCCACAUGUCAUUAGAGGUGAAAAGGGAUCCAAAGGAACAUUCGAUAAAGAUAAAGAUCUGGACAAGCUAUUGGUCGAUGAACAAGAAGAUGUGAGAAAGCUGUUGAAUAAAAUGAAGACAGAUGUGGAUAAGCUUAGGUUUGAGCAAAAGCUACAGAUAAAUGAGUUUUCUAGGGUAACUGCUGCAUGUUAUCUGGCCAAGGAGCUCCUCAAUCAGCCCAGCGGUUGUCCAUGGGAAUUAAUGGGCAGAUUUUGGGUAGAAAUAGUAUGCUAUGCUGCUAAUAAUUGCCAACCCGUUGUCCAUGCACGACAAGUAAGCAGAGGCGGACAACUUCUCACCUUGGUUUGGUUGUUGAUAAAUUACUUGGGAUUAACUCCUCCGCCGAAGGAAUGGUAUGACGUGUUAGAGCGGAAGGAACCCACUGAUCAGAAUAAAGAGCUGAAGGAACCAGACGUGUUAGAGCAGAACGAACCCGCUGAUAAGGAAAAAGAGCUGAAGGAACCAGACGUGUUAGAGCAGAAGGAACCCGCUGAUAAGGAAAAAGAGCUGAAGGAACCAGACGUGUUAGAGCAGAAGGAACCCGCUGAUAAGGAAAAAGAGCUGAAGGAACCAGUUCACAAGUUAGAGCAGAAGGAACCCGUUGAUCGGAAAAAAGAGCUGAAGAAACCAGGCGUGUUAGAGCAAAAGGAACCCGCUGAUAAGAAAAAAGAGCCAAAGGAACCAACACCCACUGAUCAGAAAAAAGAGCUGAAGGAAGCGGCUCAUGAGUUAGAGCUGAAGGAAUCUGCUGAUCAGAAAAACAAGCUGAAGGAACCAGCUCACGAGUUGGAGAUGACAUCAGCCACUUCAUGAAAACGUCUGUCAAGUUUAAUUCUGGAGUGUUCUUUCUUUGUUUACCUUUCAUUUUGAAUUCAUGCUUUGGAAAUCUCUUGAUAUUUUAUUAGUGCAUUGUAUUCUAUAUGGUUGUGUUGUGUUGCUAUUUGGAAACAUGUAUUUGAAUUUAGGACAAUAAUAUAUUACCAUGUGUGACUUCAGGACUGGGUCAAUAUACAACUUCCUCUUUGGUAGUAGUAGUACAGUAAAUCUUUGCCAAUAAGGCAUAUAUGUUCUGUAAUAAAGAGCCCUUAGCCCU